AUUUAUUAAUUUACCCAUUAGUAUGAUCGAGGUAAAAAUGGUAUUUGACUAGUUAAAGCUUGGUCAAAGCAGAAUUUACGGAGUUUAAAAUUGGGUGGAAAAGUAUAGUUUUUAAAACUAUGAAUAAAAAUAUGUAAUUUUGCCUUAGGUAGAUAAAUAUGAUUCACUACAUCAAUAGCUUCUCUUGCUGAGAGAAAACGGACAACUAAAAGUUAGAAAGUAACUUGGGGAAUGCUUCGCUGUGUUUUUGUUUAGUAUCUGAAAUUUCCUAGAAAACCUAUCGAAGCAAACAGUCAACUGGAACUCAAGCAAAUCACCCAGAUCGGAUCGGUUAGUUCUGUAACAUAAUUGAAUCUAAUCCUUCCCGAUCUUCUAUUUCCAGUAGGUUCAGAGUGAAAUCUGGGGUUGAUUUAUAAGUUGAAUUCUGAUUCUGGUUUUCCACUUUUCCAAUUUUGCCGUGAAACUUGAUGGGAAGUUCUUGAUGUUUUGGUUACUAACUUUUACAUUUUUGGCAACUAACCUUGCUGCAGUGCAGAGUCUUUCCUUUAGUGAAAGUUGAUGGCUUCUUCUUCUUUUAGUAAUCCUGCGGUGGAGCAUGACGUUUUCUUUAGUUAUGACGGCCGGGACACCUUCUGCCUCGAAUUUUCCAGACGUCUUCGUGCAGCUUUGCUGCGGAAACAAAUUGUAGCUUUCUUUGAUUUACCAUGGAAAAGUGAUGAAAAUUUGCCAUUCCUUUUGAAUGCAAUUGAAUGUUCAAAGAUUUCGGUUAUCAUUUUCUCAGAAGCCUAUGCAUCUUCUAAAUGGUGCCUUGAAGAACUCGUAAAGAUCUUUGAAAGCAGGAAAAUACAUGGGCAAAUCGUGAUACCAGUUUUCUAUAACAUAGUUCCAUCAGAUGUAGAGAAGCAAACUGGGACCUUUGGGGAUGGAUUUGCCAAGCUUCAAGAACUCUUUAAGGAGAGUCCAUACAUGCUGCAGAGAUGGAGCAUCGCUUUGACAGUAGCAGCAAAUAUACCUGGCUUUCAUUAACAAAAGACAGGCCACCAGCCAUUCUUGUACCUAGAAUUGUCGAUUUUAUUUCGAAGAUGUUGAAUUAUAUUGCUGCACGUGAAGUCAAAGCCCUCCUGGAAGCUAUUGCAUUAUAUUUUGGGACUCCUAAGGAUCUAGCAUUUCCUUUUUGGUCAGGUUUCUCCUUUUUAGAGGAAUUAAAUCUACGUUAUUGUAAUAUCACAGAGUUACCUGAAAGUCUUGGCCAAUAUUGCUUCCUAAAAUCUUUACAAAUAGCUGGAAACAUGUUUGAGAGCAUACCAAAAAGCAUUGAAAGCCUUUGUAAGUUGAUGUUGCUUGAUGUAAGCUUUUGUUCUAGGCUUCAAUGCUUACCAGAUCUUCCAUGCCAGCUAGAAUAUGUAAAAGCACAGAGUUGCACAUCACUGCAAAAAGUAUCAAACUUAUCAAAAUUAUUAACAAAUAUGGAGAGAUCACAAAAUAGAGUUCUCAGCUUCAUCAAUUGUUCGGAACUGGAUUAUGAUGCACUUGCAAAGUCUGUGGCUGAUGCUUUAGUUCAAAUUCGGCAAAAUUCAAUUCAUCGGUGGGAAUUUUAUGAGAUGGUUUUCCAUGAUGCAACAUUUUUUUUUUGCUUCCCUGGAAAUAAAAUUCCAGAGUGUUUUAACUUUCAGAAUACUGGAGCUAAUAUAGAGCUACCACAAGAUUGGUUCAAUUGUAACUUAAACGGUUUGACCUUUUGCACUGUCAUAGCCUUCGGAGAUCAUCAUCAUGAAAGGCAUGAUUUGAUUGUUAAUUGUGAGUUGCUUCUUAAAACUAAGGAUGGUAACAACCAGAAAGUUGCUGUUGGCUUUCUUCGGGGUUGGUACAAAGAUGAUGCACCUGACUAUUUUGUGUCAGAUCACGUAUUCCUGGGUUAUGAUUGCAAUAUGUAUAGAUCUGGCUUUCCUGAAUUCUCUGACAAUAGUCGGGCCAUGGUUAAUUUCUAUGUUAGCAACAAAGAUGGAAAACAUUUGGAAUGUUGCAAAGUGAAGAAGUGUGGAAUCAGUUUAUCAUACAACCAACACUCUGGGGAAGCGGUGGAAGGGUCCAGUAGAAGUUGCAUCUCUACUGAGGAAGCACAGUCCGGCUUAAGUAAUCGUCAGGUGAAGUAUGAUGUUUGCCUUAGUUUCAAGGGUAAAGACACCCGCAACAAUUUUACUAGCCAUCUUCGUGCAGCGUUGUAUCGGGCAAAGAUUGAAACUUCCAUUGAUAAUGAGGAUGAUGAACUUAUUGGGCAAGAUCGUAUGAAUGCCAUUGAAGAAUCAAGGAUUUCUAUUAUCAUUUUCUCAAAAGGAUAUGCCUCGUCCAAAUGUUGCAUGGAAGAACUUGUACAGAUUCUUGAAUGCAAGAAAAAGUAUGGCCAGGCUGUGAUACCAAUUUUCUAUAAUGUGGACCGAUUGGGUGCAACUGAUGUUUUAAAAAAUCCUGAAUAUUUGAAGCAAAUGCCAGAAACGCAGAAGAAAUGGUUUAUUGCAUUGAGAGAAGCAACUGAUCUAGACGGUUUCAAUUCAAAUUUCUUUUGGUGCGAAUCUGAUCUUGUAGAGGCUAUUGUGAAACGCGUUUUGAAGAUAUUGAACUUGGUUGGAGUACAAUCAAGAAUCAAGAAAAUUGGAUCUCUACUACACACUAGCUCAAAAGAUGUUCGCAUUGUCGGAAUUUUGGGAAUAAGUGGUAUAGGCAAGACAACCAUCACCAAAGCUUUAUUUGAUGAAAUUGAAAUUCAGUUUGAAGGUUCUUACUUUGCUUUAAAUGUUAGUGAAGAAUCCAAAAGUCUUAAAAGACUAACUCUCUUGCGUCAAGAGCUUUUUACUGCCAUAUUAAAGGAUGGACCUUCUGCUCUUGGAAACAUCUUCACAAAACUAAGUUUUGGAGCUUAUAAAAGGGUUCUCAUUGUUUUAGAUGAUGUGACUUCAUCAGAACAAAUAAAAUUUUUAAUUAGAGAUCUUCAUUGUUUGGGUCUAGGAAGUCGAAUCAUUAUAACAACAAGAGAUAGACAAGUGUUGAAAAAUUGUGGAGUAGAUGAUGAUCUUAUAUACAGGGUUGAUGCAUUAUUUCAUCUUGAAGCUCUCCAACUUUUUAGUUGGUAUGCCUUUCAACAAAAUCAUCCUCCCUCUAAUUAUGAUGAUUUGUCAAAAAGUGUAGUAGAAUAUGCUAAAGGUGUUCCGUUAGCUCUUAAGGUAUUGGGUUCCUUUUUACGCGAGAAGACUAAAAGUGAAUGGGAAAGUGCAAUAAGUAAUCUAAAAGGAAAUCCUUGUAAAGAUAUCCAAAUGGUGUUAGAAGUAAGUUAUAAGGAGCUAGAUGAUUAUGAGAAGAAUAUAUUUCUAGAUAUUGCAUGUUUUCUUAAUUGGGAGUGUAGAGAUUUUGUAAUAAAAUUUUUGAAUGUUAGUGGUUUCUACGCAGAAAUUGGAAUGAGUGUUCUCAUUGAUAGGUGUCUGAUCACUGUUUCAAACAACAGAAUAAUAAUGAAUGCUUUGCUUCAAGAAAUGGGUUGCAAAAUUGUCCAAGAAGAAAACAGUAGAGAUCCUAGCAAGCGUAGCCGUUUGUGGUAUCAUGCAGACAUCUAUCAUGUGUUGAAAAAUAAUAUGGGGAGUGAAGCACUUGAAGGCAUAUGCUUGGACAUGUCCAAAAUAACACAUAUAGUUUUAAAUCCUCAUGCUUUCGCAGAGAUGUCUAACUUGAGAUUCUUGAAAAUAUAUGACUCACAUUGUGGAUUGAGGAGUAUUAAUGAGCUGUGUGCUACUAAAGACCUUGAAUUGAGGAGUAUUAAUAAGCUGUGUGCUACCAAAGACCUUGAAUUUCUUUUCAGUGAGCUAAGUUACCUAUGUUGGCAUGGGUUUCCAUUGGAAUCAUUGCCAUCAGACUUUUGUUUACAGAAUCUUGUUGCACUUGAUAUGCCUUACAGUGAUAUUCAACAACUUUGGACUGGUGACCAGAUUCUUUUUAAUUUAAAAACUAUCGACCUCAGUUACUCCAAACGUCUACAGAAAAGUCCAAAUUUCUUGCUCACCCCAAAUCUAGAGAGCUUGAUUUUAGAAGGCUGUACAAGUUUGCUUGAGAUUUCAUCAUCUAUUAAUUGUCUCGAUAAACUUGUUAUCUUAAACCUAAGGCAGUGCAAAAGGCUAAGUAGUCUUCCAACCAGCAUCGACUCAAAGUUUCUUAGAAAAGUUAUUCUUUCUUCUUGCUCAAAUCUCAAGAAGUUUCCAAUUAUAUCAUCUAAUAUAGAAGAGCUAUUUUUAGAUGGAACUGCAAUAAAAGAAUUGCUUCCCUGGAUCGAAAAUCCAUCUAGAUUAUUGACACUGAAUUUUGAAGACUGUUCAAGACUUGAGAGUCUCCCAAGCAAUUUAUGUCUGAUGAAGUCCCUUGAACAUCUUAAUCUCUCUGGGUGUUCAAAACUUGAUCGGUUGCCAAAUAGUUUAGGAGAUUUAAAAGCUUUAAAGGUGCUUAAAGCAGAGAGGCUUGCUCAAAGAGAAGUACCAUCAUCCAUUGCAUCUUUGCAGUUUUUGAAGGAACUAAAUCUGACUGAUUGUGGUAUUGUGAAGUUACCUAGAAGUUUGAGAAACUUGUCAUCACUUGAGAGUUUAUUUCUGGGCAGAAACAAUUUUGAAAGCAUUCCACCAACCGUCUUACAACUUCCGAAGUUAUGUUAUCUUGACUUGAGCUAUUGUCAGAGGCUUCAAUUCUUACCAGUGGUUUCGAAUUGUUUACAAUAUGUAAAUGCAAACGGUUGUACAUCACUAGAAGGAUCAUUACUAACUGCUGUUUUUGAAAAAGCUAGCUUCAUCAAUUGUUUCAAACUAGAACAAAAUGAACUGCUAGACUAUGUGAUAGAAGUGCUACUGAAUGUUUGGAACCUAUUACGUCGUCGGAGGCCAAGACCUAGUGCUUAUAUCUGUUUCCCUGGAAAUCAAAUUCCAGAGUGGUUUACCUUUCAAAUUAUUGGAGCUUCUGUCAGUGCAAUUCAAACAUCAGGUAAGCGUUAUACAGGAUCAGUUAGUUUUGCUGUGUGUGCUGUUGUAGAGUUCCGAAACUAUCAAGAUGAUGGCCACGGCUUGGUAGUCCGUUGUGAAUGCAAGCUCGGGAAUAGAGAUGGUGCGGUGGUACUUUACUAUGGUAUCCCACCCAACUGUAUUGACUCAGAGCACACCUUCCUGGGAUAUGAUCUUCACAUGUGUAACUUUGAUUUAUGUGAUAGUCGAUACAAUGACGAUUAUGAAGUGAGCAUCCAAUUUUAUGUCGAGGAUUUAAAUGGUAAACGGAUAGACAGUUGUGAGGUGAAAAAGUGUGGUUUUUAUUUAUUGUUCCAUAAUGUAAUGCGGGAUGAUAAUGAUGGUGAUGAUGAAGAAGAACCACCCUUUAAGAAGUUGAAGGGAGUUUUGUUGUAGAUCGAUCUUGGGUUGUUUCCUUGGGAGAAUCAUACUUUGUAUGGUUUCAUAUAUCACUUCGUGUAUAUACGGUGACAAUGUGCGGGGUUUGAAGGCAAAUCAGGCUCAAGGUUUUUGUUGCGUUCAUCUUCAUCGUGGUUCUUGGUCUUCGACUCUCUAUUGCUCUUUUGCCUUCAUCGUCAAUCGACUGAUCAUAGCUAUUGCAAUUUGCUAUUGGUUUGUGUUGAAUUCUGUUAUUGCUUGUGUUGAAUUCUGUUAUUGCUUGUGUUGAAUUUGUCUUAAUUUAAAGAGUGAUUUUAUGGUAUAAUGAUUAGUUGAGAUAACAUAAUGGAAAUGGGUUUAUUUUCAAA
This is a messenger RNA of Pistacia vera, 5773 nucleotides long. Its product is annotated as disease resistance-like protein DSC1. Gene Ontology annotation, molecular function: ATP hydrolysis activity; protein binding; ADP binding. The record is from RefSeq and is a predicted model, not a curated record. Lineage: Eukaryota; Viridiplantae; Streptophyta; Magnoliopsida; Sapindales; Anacardiaceae. The coding region runs from base 978 to 5423 and encodes 1481 amino acids. The transcript is spliced from 12 exons. Gene Ontology annotation, biological process: defense response; signal transduction.